This is a messenger RNA of Calliphora vicina (urban bluebottle blowfly), 495 nucleotides long. RefSeq lists its product as uncharacterized. The record is from RefSeq and is a predicted model, not a curated record. The transcript has a single exon. Lineage: Eukaryota; Metazoa; Arthropoda; Insecta; Diptera; Calliphoridae. The coding region runs from base 1 to 495 and encodes 164 amino acids.
AUGUUCUUUGAUAAUAUCACAUGUACUUCUGACGACCCAAAUGGUUUUUUAAGUAAUUUAUCAUGUUAUGUAAGUAAAAACGUAAAACGUCGAACGUUUUCCAUAGAGCUACAAUUUAAGAAAGAUUUACGCCACUUUAUGCUGAACAUGUGUGUUGUUUUACCUCGUAAAAAUGGUGCCGACUUUGUGCUUUUUAAUUUGACAAACAUCGAUGGAUGCAAAUUACUGUCGAAUAAAAAUCAAGCAACUUUUAUUAAACUAGGACGAUCGACCUUAGAUCGGUUUGGCAAUAUACCGCAUCAGUGUCCAUUUAAAAAAGACAUACUGUAUUAUAUUCGUGGUUUUCGGACCGAUAUGAAUAUGUUUCCAGCAUUUUCUUUCGAAGCUGAAAUGCUGCUAUGGUUUGAUCUUGUAGUGGAGCAUACGAAGGUUAUUAAAGGAUUUUUACGCAGUUUUGUUACGAUGAAGAAAAAUAAAAACAAUAAAUAUAAUUAA